Messenger RNA from Aspergillus novofumigatus IBT 16806, 1104 nucleotides. Its product is annotated as glycoside hydrolase 5 family protein. NCBI's taxonomy places the organism in Eukaryota, Fungi, Ascomycota, Eurotiomycetes, Eurotiales, Aspergillaceae. The transcript has 3 exons. Gene Ontology annotation, molecular function: hydrolase activity, hydrolyzing O-glycosyl compounds. The record is from RefSeq and is a predicted model, not a curated record. The coding region runs from base 1 to 1080 and encodes 359 amino acids.
AUGAAGUUCUCCCUCCUCACCGUGGCUAGCCUCCUCAUGGGGCAGACGGCCCUGGCCGCCCUCAGCGCAAAGAAAUUCGCCAGCACAUCAGACCUCCAGUUCACCAUCGACGGCAAAACAGGCUACUUCGCCGGCUCCAACUCGUACUGGAUCGGGUUCCUGACCAACAACGUGGACGUCGACCUCGUCUUCGACCACAUGAAAGAAUCCGGGCUCAAGAUCCUGCGCGUCUGGGGCUUCAACGACGUCAACACCGUCCCCGGCCAGGGGACAGUAUACUACCAGCUGCACGCGAACGGGAAAUCAACCAUCAACACGGGCGCGGACGGACUGCAGAGGCUGGAUUAUGUGGUCCACUCGGCGGAGAAGCGCGGCAUCAAGCUCAUUAUCAACUUUGUGAAUAACUGGGAUGACUAUGGCGGGAUGAACGCGUAUGUCAAGGCGUAUGGCGAGACGGACCAUAAUGCGUUUUACUCCAACGAGAACAUCCAGAAGGCGUAUAGGCAGUAUGUCAAGGCUGUGGUGUCGCGGUAUACGAACUCCCCUGCGGUGUUUGCGUGGGAGCUGGCCAAUGAGCCUCGGUGCAAGGGGUGUGAUACCGAGGUGUUGUACGAGUGGAUCAAGUCGACGAGCGAGUACAUCAAGAAGUUAGAUAAGCGGCAUAUGGUCUGCAUUGGCGAUGAGGGCUUCGGCCUCGACCUCCUCUCCGACGGCAGCUACCCCUACACCUACGUCGAAGGCAGCAACUUCACGCGCAACCUCGCCCUGCCCACCAUCGACUUUGGAACCUUCCACCUGUACCCGGACAGCUGGGGGACCACCCACGAAUGGGGCAAUGGCUGGGUGCAAUCGCACGGCGCCGCAUGCAAGGCCGCCGGCAAGCCCUGUCUGUUUGAGGAGUACGGCGUUACCUCCAACCACUGCGCGCUCGAGACGCCCUGGCAGAAGACCUCGUUGAAUACGACGGGCACGGGACAGUCGCCGAAUGAUGGCAAUACGAUUUAUUAUGGCACGGAUGAGUUCAAGUGUAUUGUGAAGGAUCAUGUGGCGGCUAUCAAGGCAAAGCAGGGGUGGGUUUAGGGGCGCCGUUGACUAGUAUGUCAG